AUGAAGUUUGGCCAAAGCGUUUGCAUCUUAAACGUUGGCGGCACGCGGUACGCUUUUCCCAAGGAUGUGCUGAAGGACUUCCCUCUGAGGAGAGUGAGCCGCCUGCACAGCUGCGCGUCGGAGCGAGAGGUCCUCGAAGUGUGCGACGACUACGAUCGGGAGCGCAACGAGUUCUUCUUCGAUCGCCACGCUGAGGCUUUCGGCUUCCUCAUGCUCUACGUGAAGCACGGCAAACUGCGCCUAGUGCCACGCAUGUGCGAGCUCUCCUUCUACAACGAGAUGAUCUACUGGGGUUUGGAAAGCUCGCACCUGGAACUGUGCUGCCAGCGUCGUCUGGAUGAUCGCAUGUCCGACACAUGCACCCACUUCACCGAGGAAGAGCGCCGCGUCGAGGACAAAGAUGACCAAAAGGAGCAAGAGCAGCGGAGGCGGCGAGGUACUGGCCGCGUAAAGGACGCUAAGUGGCUCGAGACCAUGCGCAGGACCUUCGAGGAACCCGCGUCCUCGGUGGCCGCACAGAUUCUUGCUUCCGUCUCCGUCCUCUUCGUCAUUGUGUCUAUGGUGCUCCUGUGCGCAAGCACUCUGCCCGACUGGAAAACGGCCGAAAGUAACAUGGUGGAGGAGCACAGGUACACAGAGUCUAUAGACCAUCCGGCCGGGAUCAUUGAGGCAGUGUGUAUUGGCUGGUUCACAGCAGAGUGCAUCGUGCGUUUCCUUGUGUCACGUGACAAGUGUGAGUUUGUGCGACGUCCACUGAAUAUCAUUGACCUUUUGGCCAUAACGCCUUACUACAUCUCCGUGACCAUGACAGUCCUGACUGGAGAGAACUCGCAGCUGCAGCGGGCUGGUGUGACACUGCGUGUGCUGCGCAUGAUGCGCAUCUUCUGGGUGAUCAAGCUGGCUCGCCACUUCCUGGGCCUGCAGACGCUGGGCCUAACGCUGCGCCGCUGUUACCGCGAGAUGGUCAUGCUGCUGGUGUUCAUCUGCGUGGCCAUGGCCAUCUUUGGAGCCCUGGCUCAGCUGCUUGAGCAUGGGCUUGACCUGAAGUCCAGCAACGAGGAGUAUGCCAGCAUCCCUGCUGCCUGCUGGUGGGUUAUUAUCUCCAUGACGACUGUCGGCUAUGGAGACAUGUACCCCAUCACCGUGCCAGGGCGUGUGCUAGGAGGCCUUUGUGUGGUGAGUGGCAUAGUGCUGCUGGCACUACCCAUUACUUUUAUCUACCACAGCUUCGUGCAGUGCUACCAUGAGCUCAAGUUCCGCUCGGCUCGCUGCACCAGGAGCCUCUCGGCUGAGUUCCUCAAUUGA
Messenger RNA from Neoarius graeffei (lesser salmon catfish), 1305 nucleotides. Its product is annotated as potassium voltage-gated channel subfamily G member 3-like. Gene Ontology annotation, biological process: potassium ion transmembrane transport; protein homooligomerization. The coding region runs from base 1 to 1305 and encodes 434 amino acids. The record is from RefSeq and is a predicted model, not a curated record. The transcript is spliced from 2 exons. Gene Ontology annotation, molecular function: protein binding; delayed rectifier potassium channel activity. Lineage: Eukaryota; Metazoa; Chordata; Actinopteri; Siluriformes; Ariidae. Gene Ontology annotation, cellular component: voltage-gated potassium channel complex; membrane.